Molecule: messenger RNA, 462 nt
Organism: Suillus discolor
Lineage: Eukaryota; Fungi; Basidiomycota; Agaricomycetes; Boletales; Suillaceae
Exons: 5
Coding region: 1-462 (153 amino acids)
Source: RefSeq, a predicted model, not a curated record
AUGUCCGAGUCAUUCAUGAGUCCCCUCCUCUAUCUCUCUCAAUUGAAUCAUCUGCUGUCUCACUUUGAUUGUCUUAGGAAUUAUUGGGUCAUCUGUCCUCCCAGCUCCGUCUUCACAUGUUACACCUUCCGAAUCUUCUUGCAUGCCUGUGGCCUGAACAGCUUGACAGAAGAUGUUGCUGAGUGUAUGUAUCCUUGGCGCCAUUUUACGCGCCUGCUGAAGACUGCGACGACAUUAUUUUCUAUGCAAACGAGCGAGGAUGCUAAUGCUCCUCCGCCCUUCACCUGCAUCACAAGUGGGUGUUAUAUCGGGGUUUUCACCGGCGAGACCUAUAUGCCCAUGGUGAAAGGAAUUACCAACACUGUUUAUUUCGGGGUUGAGUCACUCGAGGUUGGGGAGAAAGCACUGAGGAAUGCGAUUGAACGAUUGGAUAUAGUCAGAUUCCCCAUGCCUUCACAAUAA